GUGAGGUAGAGUAAGGGAGGGCACUGCAGUGGUGGAACCAGGCAUCUGGAGAUUUCACAUCUGGACAUACAUACUGUAGAAAUGACUCUUCAGCCAACAAGCAUCCCAGCCAUCAUCAGCACCACACCUCUGUAUGAAGACCAAAACAGUACCAAUGGGACUGAAUGUCCUGAAACAGAUGCGUGGGAGUGGCUCAACAGCAGACAGCCAGUGUAUAUCCUGCUCAUCACUGUGCUGGGAAUUGUGUUUAAUGUGUUUGUCCUCAUGGUUUUCUGCCUCCACAAGAAGGCCUGCACUGUGGCUGAGAUCUACUUAGGCAACCUGGCUGCUGCUGACCUCGUUCUGGUGUCCUGUUUGCCUUUCUGGGCUGUCAACAUAUCCAAUGGUUUCAACUGGCCAUUUGGUCAGUUCCUGUGCAAAGCUGUCAACCUGGGCAUUAAGAUGAACGCCUACUGCAGCAUCUACUUCCUCGUACUGGUUAGCAUAGAUCGCUAUGUGGCCCUGGUGCAUACGAUGUCCUAUGGCAGAAUGCGUAGACCAAAAUAUGCAAAACUGGGCUGUCUGCUGGUGUGGGGCUUUGGUAUGCUCAUGAGUGUCCCUACACUCAUCUUCAGGAAAGUUGAACAUUUCCCAGAGUAUGGUGUACAUGCAUGUUUUCUGGAUUACCCAAAUCACACCGUAGAACUUCUCUGUGAUGGGAUGUUGACUGUUUUUAGCUUUAUCGUACCUAUUUUAUUUAUUACAUUUUGUACAGUGAAGAUUAUUCAGGCUUUGAAAGUCCAGAAAAUAGAGAAGUUCAAUGCUGAAAAAACAGAGAACAGGGCCACCACACUGGUGCUGGUGGUCCUCCUAGCAUUCCUUAUCUGCUGGGUGCCGUUCCACGUGGUCACCACAUUGGAUGUGCUGUUACGAGCUGAUGUUCUGGGAGGCUGUCACCUCAUAAACGUUCUAGAAAUCUGCAAUCAGAUCUUCACCUACUUGGCCUUCUUUAACAGUGUUCUCAACCCCAUCCUCUACGUAAUUGUAGGAAAGAACUUCCGGAAAAAAGUUUGGGAAGUCUUCAAUCAGUGGAGCAGUAAGAAAAAAACAUCGUGUGAGUCCACACGUUCAAACCUGUCCUCUACACUGAAGACUUCAGUAUAAACUAAUGAACUAAUAUAUAAACUAUAUAUAAGUAUAAACUAAUUCAAAAGGACUGUUCCCCUCAAAAAAUAUUGUUUGUAGAAGAUGGCUGUGAUGAAUAGUCACUUAAUUGUCUUGUGAUUAUUUAAAUGAUUCAAAUUAUAAGAUAAAUUCAUGAUUGGGUUUGUAGUAGAUAUACUGAGCAGUAAUGGGAAAAGAUCCCAUUUCCUCAAAUUAAUUUUCGAUGGGACAUCUUUAAAAAAGUUUAACUUCAGCUUUAAUAUUUUUUGGCAAAUUUAAUGAUUUGAAUAAGACCAUAGAGUUUGUGAAUGAAUGUUUCCUUUUGCAGAUUGCUGAUGAAAGUUCUAUUGUGUCUCAAACAUGUUAAAUUAUUACAGCCUAUGUCACUUAUCAUGAGCUGCAAAACCUAACCACAUACUGUUAUUUUUCAUAUCUCAUCACUUACAAUGAACUGCAGCUUGUCUCUCAUUACAAAGCAACAAUAUCUUGAAUGUCCAGGUGUUGUGGUCUAAACUGAUAUAUGUAAAUACAGCUUUUGUAUUUUGUCUUAUAUUGCUGAUUAGUCAGAUUGUAAAUAGUACCUAUAUUUCUUUUUCUCUGUACAUAUUCAUCAAAUAAAAAAUGUAUAUGGUUUUACUGAUGUCUUGUUGAACUUUAUAAUGUAUUUAAACGUUAAGUAGAGCACAGAGAAAGUAAGAACACAAGCACCAGAAAUGGAAAGUAUGAGAGUCCCAAGAACUGCUUGCUAAGUGUUUUCUGGUGUUUCUUACUCAUUGUCU
Messenger RNA from Scatophagus argus, 1922 nucleotides. RefSeq names its product B2 bradykinin receptor-like. Gene Ontology annotation, molecular function: bradykinin receptor activity. Gene Ontology annotation, cellular component: membrane. The record is from RefSeq and is a predicted model, not a curated record. Gene Ontology annotation, biological process: neutrophil chemotaxis; G protein-coupled receptor signaling pathway; smooth muscle contraction. Bases 82 to 1143 code for a protein of 353 amino acids. The transcript is spliced from 2 exons. NCBI's taxonomy places the organism in Eukaryota, Metazoa, Chordata, Actinopteri, Scatophagidae.